Rhopilema esculentum is the source of this 1534-nucleotide messenger RNA. Lineage: Eukaryota; Metazoa; Cnidaria; Scyphozoa; Rhizostomeae; Rhizostomatidae. The record is from RefSeq and is a predicted model, not a curated record.
UAUAUUUUCCAAAGUUUCCUGAAUUGAAAAUAAACUUCAAAGAAUUUUUUUGGUAAAAGUGGAAAAGUGAAGUGUCUCUGAAAAAGUAUCACAUUUUUUGUCAAUUUUAGAUAGCAAAGAAAAUGUUGGAAGAUGACUAUGACAGUGACACAUUUUCAUUGAAUGCUAUGAUUCCCAAUUCAAUAGCUAUAAGACAGCACUCAUUGUAUACAUACGCAAAAGAGAAACUGAGAGACGAAGUAUGGAAACAGGAAGAUGUUGUUUCAGUGAAAGAUGCUUUGAAAUAUGGACUUACUGAAAAAUUAGAAGAAAAAACAAGAAAAAAGUGCGAUGUCAAGAGCGACUUGAGGGUCACUGUUGUUGCUGAUUAUAUCAGCGAUCGCAAGGAAGUCUCGGCCUUAAUGCAAUGUAGUAAAGGAUCAAAUUCCAGAAAAAGGAAGUAUGGCGGAAAACCUUCACAAAGUAUUUCUAGUAUUCAAACCACUCUAGAUGAGAUGAAAUCCGUGGAGACUCUUUCAAAGUAUGCAGACUGUCCUCCGCAAUUACCAACCGAAUCUUGCAGCUUGAAAGAUAUUCUUUGUUUUCAAGAAGCCAUUUACGUUGCAGGAAGGUACAAUAAAUAUUCAAGGGAAUUAAGCCAGACGCCUUGGAUAAUCGAUGGAACCAGAAAAACAGAAUCCUCAGUACAGGAACUGAUAUGCGAUAAAAUAUUGCAAUAUUUUCGUGCGACAGGUAACAUUUUUUGACAAUUUAACCUCAAACCAAAGUAGAGUAUUUUUAUCAGCGUCCACCGAUUACCAUUUCUUUUGCUAAUUCAGGAAUGUUCUAAUCUUUACAUAGUAGAGUAGGACAUUGAGGGCUUUUUCUUUCAUUAAGUUAAGUGGAAGUUCCUUGGGAUUUUCUAGCUCAUUUGUUCUUGAAUAUUAUUUUGAAUGUAAAAGUUUAGUGCUGGAAAGCAUGUAACUUAUUCACACAUAUAUCUAUGUAUAUCUCAAUCACUGCCAAAAGUCUUGGAACACUAACGUAGGUUUUCAAAGGCAAAUUCAGCCAUCCCCCUCUCCCCCUAGGAACAAUGUUGAUUUACUUUAGAAAAAAGAGAGGGGUUAUGGAGUACGCUUUUUCUUGUGGAUUGUUUGAUAUUUUUCUAUACUUUCAACAUUGUUUUGGGGGAAAGGGGGGCGGAAGUGGUAGUAUUCAAGAAAACAAAUGAAAAAUAGAAAAGCACAGCCCAAAGUGUUAGGUGUUCCAAGUAAUUUUGGCAGUGAUUGUCUGAAUGGAAAUUUGAAGCUUAUCAGAUACACUAUCACAUGUUAUGUCUACCCAUAGGUUUUCGAUGGUGCUGAGUCCAUUUACGGCAUUUUCAGAACCGUACGUAUUACUAAUAAGGAGAUAUGGGGGUAUUCUUUGUUUUCAGGGGCUGGGGUAAGCUACCCUCAUAGAACUAGGUACCAUGUUUCAAAAAUGGUUUAAAUUGAGAAAAUUAAAAUUGAUUUCUGAUCAGAAUGGUCAAAAUGACAUUUUUAAAUUAUUUGAA